AUGGCUACCCCCAGCGUCCUCGCUUUUGACGCUGAGGUUCGGGCCAUUGACUUUGACGUCUGGGUGCAGCUUUUCCUACAGUGCGAUAGGGCAGACGGUCUCUCCCUCUUUGACCUCACUUCUGGUGCCUCUCCUGCCCCUGCUGCUGAUGCUGACGCCACUGUUUGCUCACAGUGGGCCACACGCGAUGCUGCUGGACGUCUUGCUGUGCGUCGCCACUUGCCUACCUCUGAGCGUGCACACUUAAGCCAGUACAAGAGUGCUAGGACCUUGUACGACGCUGUAGUUGCACGCUACUCUUCCCCUGCCACUGCUGCACUUAGCCGCCUGAUGCUACCGUACCUCUUCCCUGACCUCGCUGCUUUUCCCACAGUCCCUGACCUCAUUACGCACCUUCGCACUAGUGACAUUCGCUACCGCGCUGCCCUUCCCGCUGAGUUCUGCGCUAAGAACCCCCCCCCUAUGUACAUCACCCUCUACUGCAUAGUCACCCGGCUCCCUGAAACCCUUCGCCCGGUCAGGGACCACUUCCUCUCUGUUUGCCCCACCACCCUCACCGUUGACCUCCUCGAGGAGCGCCUCCUAGCAGCAGAGAAGAGCAUAGUCGCUGUAGCAGCCUCUCGUGGUGACCCUCGUGCCCCUGUCUUUGAGGGGUGCUCCCCCUCUCCUCUCUUGCCAUCUGUUGCCUCUGCUGCUGCGGCCGACCUCGUUGGUCUUGAGUCGGUCGGUACGGCGUCUGCCCCUAGCGGGAGACGCCGCACCGGCAAGGGCAAGGGGGGCAGGGGCGCUGGAGGAGCUAGCGGGGGCGAUGGAGGCGGCGGUGGAGGCGGCGGAGGGGGUGGGGGUGGUGGUGGGGGUGGUGGCGGGGGUGGGGGCGUCGGUGGCGGCAGUGGAGGCGGAGGCGGCGGCGGCGGUGGCGGUGGGAGCGGAGGUGGCGAAGGUGGCGGCGUUGGAGGUGGCGGCGGUGGAGGAGGCGGCGGCGGAGGAGGUGGAGCUGGUCGGGGUGGCGCUGCGCAGAGGGUCGGCUCCACUGGUGGUCAGCGCCAGCAGCAGCAGCAGCGUACUUGUGAGAUCCCCCUCCCUCAGCAGCUUCGUGUGUGGGCGGGAGUAGCUAUCUUUGACCUUGACUUUGAUGCUAUUCUUGCUGCCAUGUAUGCUGUGACUAUUAGUGAUGAGGGUGACUGUUACCGGUGUUUUCCGCCCGACCCGGGCAUUGGGACUGCUGCUCUAGGUACUGGUGAGGCUGCUGCUCUAGGUGCUAGCGAGGCUGCUGCUCUAGCCCCCUCUGGCACCCUGUCUGGUCUUUACCUCCCCUGGUUCUCUACGAACUUGGUGAGUGGUGCUGACCUACAGGAUGCGGGGGUUCACCAGUUCACUCCUGCGAGCCAGCGGGUGACCCACUGCACGAACGCUCGGACGGGCCUACACUUGACCACGUUUACACGUCGGCCGGGGUCGAGCCUGUACACAUUGACCACUGAGUCUCCUCCAGUCACUGCGUCUGGUCAGGCAGCUGCGGCGGGUCAGGUGUUUGCUGCAGCGUCCAGGUCUGGUCCUGAGUCUGCCCCCUGCUCGUGUCGUCUCCUGUCUCACGAGACUCUCCUCUGGCACCACCGCCUUGGUCACCCCUCCCUGCCUCGUCUCCGAGGCAUGGCCUCCCGUGACCUUGUCUCUGGUCUUCCCCGGUCCCUCCCUCCCCUUCCUCCGGGGCCUGCCCCUACCUGCGUCCCCUGUGUCGAGGGGCGGCAGCGUGCUGCCCCUCACUCCUCCUAG
Molecule: messenger RNA, 1773 nt
Organism: Closterium sp. NIES-65
Lineage: Eukaryota; Viridiplantae; Streptophyta; Zygnematophyceae; Desmidiales; Closteriaceae
Source: the annotation of a GenBank genome assembly